This is a messenger RNA of Dothidotthia symphoricarpi CBS 119687, 1169 nucleotides long. RefSeq lists its product as uncharacterized. Lineage: Eukaryota; Fungi; Ascomycota; Dothideomycetes; Pleosporales; Dothidotthiaceae. The transcript has a single exon. Bases 132 to 698 code for a protein of 188 amino acids. The record is from RefSeq and is a predicted model, not a curated record. Gene Ontology annotation, cellular component: Ino80 complex. Gene Ontology annotation, biological process: chromatin remodeling.
AGCGCUCAUCGAAAACGCGUUGCGUACUACUGUGUUACUUACAAACGCGUCCCACAUCCCCAUCAUUUGCAUCUCCCCGAAGUUUUCCAAGUUUGACUGCCAGCACAAGUUUCGCGAUCUACAGCUUCAAGAUGGCGCCCUUGACCACGGCUUCUGAUGAGAAAACACACCAAGCACUCCUUGACAAGCUCGAUGUCUACGCGGUUCACAAGCCCUUUCGAAACCCAAACUGGAAGACGGCACAACGGCGCAACAAGAACCUCAAGCAGAUCAUCGGCGAGGCCUCGCGCAAGGAAGCCUCAGUAAUGGCUACGCAAAACAACAGCGGCAUCUCCACACCCUCUGUUCCUCACACCGAGGGCGCCGGAACACCUAUUGGCAACGGCGGCCCACCCAAUAUCGCACAAGCAGCCCAGAGCCUGAGCACGCUGGUCCUUGAGAAGAACGGCAGAGCUGCUGCGGGAGGGAACGCGACGGGACCUGCGCCUACAUACAUGAACAUCGAGUCCGCACCGAGUUUCCACCCAAGCAGCCAGAAGAAGUACUGUGACAUUACGGGUCUUCCUGCGCCCUACACAGAUCCUAAGACGAGACUGCGAUACCACAACAAGGAGAUCUUUGGCACCAUCAGGACAAUGCCGCAGAAUGUCUCCGAGGGCUACUUGGCGGCAAGAGGAGCGCACACCAUUUUGAAAUGAGUUACGUCUUCGGUCCGCGCGCCUUUGGUGUGUAGCUCGUAGAACGUGCAUCAAAGGGUGUUGCGACGGUACAACGCCGUUAGGGUGUAUCGCGGUCGUCGAUGAACAUGCCAAGAAUCAACAACGAAACACAAAAAGCAGCAUCUGACAAUAUUAGACGAGCUGGCUGGCCAUCUGAUCUGUCAUUUCACAGCAAACACUAGUUGGGACGCAAUCAUGUAUGACCAUCAAAGUCAAGCACCUUCCACCCACCAAGCCCCUUUCGAAGCAAGGCUCAAGAAGGCGCUCCGGCUUAAUCGUGAUCCUGUAUUGUUCUGCGCCCGUGAGACGGUAUACCAGGGCCUCGAGGGAGGUAUUCCUAGUUACAGCUGCAUUGUAGCAAGCUGUUGUCGGGGCGGUCAUGUAGUUACUUGUUGCUGCGACAGCAGCCAUGUCUAGACGAAGAGAAUGAAUAACAACACAUGAAUUGCU